AUGUCGGGUGCUGGCGGGCCAACCACUCGGUCGUUAGGCGGCUCGCCUCUGCCCCCUCGCCUCGCGUCUCCGAAAGUUCCGCGUCCGAGUGUCGCGACGCCUCCGGUACCUAGAACGUCGCCGCAAACUCCACGCAAUGCUUCGAUUCCGCCGCCGCCGGUGUUUUCUCCUCUGCCAAACACGUGGUUGAGCGAUAAACUGUCCGAUCCCAAGGCGCACGGGAGCCUCCUCCUUUACAACCGCGGACUACCCGGUUCAGCAAGCGACGGCGAUAAUCGCGAGUUUCGCGAAGUUCGCGAAGGAGCUUCUCCAAAAGUGUCGCUGGUUCGCCACGAUGGCGCGGGUGGCGAAGUGCUCGUGCGAGCUUAUUCGUUCCAGGGCGGUGCUUCUGUCGCGGAGGGCCAGCAUGCGGAGAACGCGCAACCCGCGGUAGGCGCACAGCACGCGCAAACUGCGGCGGGCGAGCAUUGCGCAGAGAAUGGCGGAGCGCUCGUUAUCGCGAACACUUUGCGUCGCAACUACCAGCUCGGAAACCGGUCCGACUCGGCGACACGUUAUCGGAAUGGAUAUCUGGCUGACGUGGCAGUGACGGGGGAAGAUCUGGCGGAGCGGAUUGGCCUCCCUUCCCGCGCUCCCGCUUUUGCUGCUUACGUCGCCGCUUCGCGAAAGCUUCAGCUUCUUACACUGGAGGAGCUGACACGUCAGCUUCAGGAGAACGCAAUCUGGCCGUCCAAGUUCGAGUCGCUCAAGCAACGGUUGCAAUCGAGGGGCAUCGCGUCUGGCGGCCAUGAAGCAUCCAAGAAGCUUUCGCGACUUACGGCGGAAGGUGGCGGGAGCACGGGAAGCCCAACAUCCGUCCUCGAAAGGACUCGCUAUAAGCUUGCCCGUUUACAGCCGCACCUCAUACAGUUUUACCGCUUCUGCCGACAGAUGCUGCUGGAUCUCCUCUUGUUGUCCGCGUUAAAAGAUGUCGACAGCACAGAGGCUCGACUUACAAGCUCUCAGGGCUUACCUUUUAACGGGUUCGCGCUUCCAUGGGCAGCGGAGUUUGUUCCUACAAGCAGCAGUCUCGGAGCUAUGGUUACAAUCGAUCGAGCGUCGGGCGUGAGUAGAGCGAGUGGUGACUGUAACGGGGGAGCCACGUUGAGGAGGCAGCAACUCGCUGCCAAGUGGUUGGAGCUCUGUUCGGUCACCGCUGGCGCGGGGAAAGAUUUUGCGCCCGGUGACCGCGCGCAAGCGCAGGCGCAAGCUAAGCGGGAAGCGGCUGGUUUGAAGGGAGCGUGGGACGCGGAGAAGAACGACGCGCUUUUCGAGGUCCUGUCGCGGGUGCUGCUGGCGCUACGGAUGGACGAAAUCCUGGCGAAUGGGGUAACUGGAACUGUUGACGAGGAGGAAGAAGCAGCUGCGAGCGCUGUGGCAAGCGGAAAGCGAGCGGAGGACGAAUUGGUGAAGCGGUGGCGCAGGCGCGCGAGUGACGGGAGCGGAACGCGCGGAGCUCUCGUGCUGGCGGUGAAGCUGAGCGGAACAGACGCGAGCCGCUGGGUUCUGCGGAUGGCGGGCGGUGUGGAUGCGCACGUGCGGCGCGUGGCUGCUGGAGUCAUCGAUCGGAUUCUGUGGGAUGUCGAAACGGGCCGAGUGCAGAACGAGCUUGAGAAAGAAUGCGCCCGGCUGGAUUCGAACCCGCGACCUGGUGGAAUCAGCGGGCCAAGAAGCCUUGGUGAAAUUUCAGCAAUUUUGUCGUUACCCGAUCCGCUUUCCAGCUGUUUGCCGAGAUCUCCUCUUUCUUUGUCGUCUAGCGAGAGCGACAGCAGCGGAAGCGACGGGGAAGAUGAAGGGAAAGGGGGAAGGGUGGGUGGGAAAAAGCCAAGCUCCAUCCCCGUUAGUAGCUCGGACUUGCUUAUAUCGAGAGUCGCUGGUGCUUUGAUUGCGUCUCUAGGUGGUGGUGCUGCGCUUCCUGUCGGCGGGGGCGGAAGCAUAUCCUCUGCAGGCGGAAGCAUCUCAAGCGGAAAUAUCUCAGGAGGAGGACUCUCCCCCGAAAUGAGAAGCUUAUCUCUGCCGGCUGCAGUCGACCCGAAGAAGCUUCUCCCCACGUCAUCGUCCACGUCAUCGCCACGGUCUUCCACGUCAGCCGGGUCCACUGCUUCUUCCGGCGGUAAUGCCGCCCCUGCGCAAGGGGGAACCACUGCGGAAGGGGAGGAUGGAGGGAGGAGCGCGAGCAACAGCAGCCGCGCGAGCAGCACCGAGAGCACCGCGGCGAGCAAGCCCAAGUAUGGCGCAGGGUCCGCGCGGAAGAGCGGAGAGGGAGGGUUUGGAGUGGGGAGCACGGUGCUGGGACUUACGUCACCGCGCGCACCGACGGAGAGAUCUGCGCAAAUCCCGCAGCAAUUGCUGCAGCAGCAGAGAGCCGCUGGGGACGCGAACAGAACGGUUCCCGUUUCUUCUCGGCUUUUCAGCUCGGUUCCUAGCUCCCCCGCCCACCACGCGGGGGGAGGUUCGGGGGGAGCGGCGCGGGGAGCGCGGUCAGGCAGAGGUGUUUUGGACGCCGAAGCGGCAGCGGCUCGGCUGCAAGCGAUCGCUGCUGCAGCUGCCGAAGCUGGCUCUGACUCACGUUCGGAAAGGGGUAGGUCGGGUGCGCCCGAAAGCCCGCGAUUUGGUGGGAGUCGAUUCCCUGCUGCGCCAGGUUCGGUUGUUUCUGUUUCCUCCGCGUACAGUGCAUUUACUGUACCUCCAACCGCUAUGUCAAUAAAUGGGGAUUUGGAGAGGACACUCGGAAGGUCGAGUGCAAGUGUUACAGGAAUCCCCUUCGCCAAUGCUGGUUACACUCUCAGUGGUGCUGCGUACGGGUACAGUGGGAACGGGAGGUUCGGAGGAGAGGUUGGGUGUGGCGGAGCGGGAGGGGAAGGGCGGGGGGCCUCCGCAGCUGCCGCGGCAGCGGUUGCUGCGUCGCGGAUGAUGUCGAAUUCGGUUCCGAGUUCCCCCCUCCACCCCCCCAACUCCCCCGUUCAUUACGCGUCCACCCCCGUUCACUACAGUAACAGUGCUUAUUCGCAUAACCCCAUGCACAGUACUGCAUAUUCUACAGUGCAUCAAGUUACAGCUCCUCAUCUGGCUCAAUUUCCAUCUUCUCCCAAUAGAUGCACAUCCAGUCCGCGAUAUGUGAUAAAUCCCUCCACCCCUCGUUCUAGUGCCACUGGCAUGUACAGCUCCAGUCCCAGACACCCAGGAGCUCCCUCCUCUGCUUCUCUUUAUAGUCCCAGCCCAUCCCACCGUUACUGCCCCAGUCCUUCCCCCCAUUAUAGUCACAGUCCAGUUCACCACGCAUCUUCUUAUACUGCUGCCAGUCCGUCCCACCCAGCUACACUAAAUCCUCCUUACUAUGCCCCCAGUCCAACUCAUUACAGUGGUGGUGGAGGCUACCAAUCCCCAAGCCCCUCUCAUCACGCCUACCCAUCGCCUGCCCCCCAAACCUCUCCCCUUGUUCUCGGGCCAGCUGCUCUAGGUUCGGCAACAGCUUUGGCUGGGGGCAGGGCAGGCAGGGAGACUGCCGUGAGGGCAGGUAAGGCAGGGGGAGAGGAGGGAGCAAAAAGGGGUGGAGUAAAGAGCACAAUGCGGCAAAAGGCAUUCUUUGGUGCUGGGGUGAUGUGGAGUGUGGAAGAGGGGGGACUGGAGGGGGCAGGUGGGGAGGGGGAGAGUGGUGAUAGUGAUGAGAGUGACUCUCGGGAGGGUGAGUAUGACGAGGGGUCGAGCUCAGAAGAGGACAAAGACGACAACACGCUGGGCUUCUCAAGAAAAUACAAUGCAUCUGCCUCUGUUUCUUCCUCCGCCUGUGCCUCUGCUGCUGCUGCCUCUCCUUACAACUCCGGUAUUCCCAGUGCCGUCAGCGCCUCUCCUUUCAACCAGAGACCCUACGCUCCAUCCCCUGCCCACUCAGCCUUCUCUCGUCCCUCCCCUUCACAAUCCACGUUCUCCUCCUCCCCAGCCCAUGCCUCCUCCGGUAAUUCACCUGCCCGGGCCGCCUUCUCUUCUUCGCCUGCCGGAGGUGCCUUUUCUUCGUCACCUGCCCAGGGUGCUUUUCCCUCCACUUCUAUUGCCAGAAGUGCCUCCUCUGGCACUGCACCACCUGCUGCUUCUGCUGCAGUGGCCCUCAGGAGUGUGAUGAAAGGAUCGAGCACAAACCCUCAUGGAAGAGGUACCUUGCUGCGCAGGAGUGCGAGCGAGAGCGGGAGCAGUCGAGGUGAUGGCGGCGGUGACAGUGGGGAGAUGGCUCUUGGGAGCAAGUGUGGGGGAGGGGGUGACGGGGUGAUGAUUCGAGCCAGCAGCAGCAGCAGCAGCAGCAGCAAUGCCAGCACAGGCAGCAGUGGCGGUGGUGACGGCAGUGACGGUAUGACCAGACCGAAACUUCAGGUGGUAGCUCAUCCACCACACUACCCUCGCUUGGACGUAGCUGCAAGCUGCAUUGUGCCUUUGAACGUCGUUCCAUUAGAAAUCAAGCAAUUAGAUUGUCUGUUUGCUCCCUCAGCGUCUAUCAUCUACCCGCUCCCCCUUGCCUCUUCCCGCCCCAAGCCCCAACUUUCCCCCCCUCUCCUCCCACUUCCCCCACUCUCCCCCCACCCCCUGUUCCGCUCCCCCUAUGCUUCUCUGGAGAAACAGGCCAAGUACCUGAGGAUGAAGCUUGGGGGGGUGAAGGAGGAUGAGGAGGACGAGGAGGAGGAGGAUGAGGAUGAGGAGGAAGGGGAGGGGGCGCUAUGGGGGCAGAAGAAGCGGGAGUACUACAGCGCGGAUAAUGUGGAUUAUGAGGAAGGGGAGGAGGCGCUCUUGGGGCAGAAGAUGCGGGAGUACUACAGUGCGGAUAAUGUGGAUUACGAGGGGCAGGAGCAGGAGGAGGAGGAGGAGGAGGAGGAGGAGGAGGAGGAGGAGGAGGAGGAGGAGGAGGAGGAGGAGGAGGAGGAGGAGGAGGAGGAGGAGGAGGCGCUUAGGCUGCAGCAGCAGAUUGCAGCUGGAAUGUUGCAUAUGGAGGGCGAGACAGGGGCGCAGGAGGAGGAGGAGGAGGCGCUUAGGCUGCAGCAGCAGAUCGCAGCUGGGUUGAGGGCGCUUCAGGAGGGGAGGGGAGCGGCUGUGGUGGAGAGGGUGGUGAAGGAUACGAGUCUGCUGACAAAGGAGGAGCAGAUGGCGGCUCUGAUGAGAGCUGGUGGGUCUGCUCUGCUGUCAGACCUCAAAACAACUCUCAAGGAGCUCAACACUAGAGUGCUGCUUCUCAUUCACUCCCUUCAUCAAAGUGUUGCCUCUUAUCCCCCCUUAUUCACGCAUCUCCCCCUCGUCCCCCGCCCCUCUCCUUACAUGCAGCGAUGCCCCAGAGCUGGUGGCGACGCCCCAGAGCUGGUGGGACUGCUGUCGGAUCUCAAAACCACCCUCAAGGAGCUCAACACCCAAGUGCUGCCGCUGCUUGACGCCCCAGAGCUGGUGGGUCUACUGUCGGAUCUCAGAACCACCCUCAAGGAGCUCAGCACCAAAGUGCUGCCGCUGGCUUAUUCCCAUUCACUCCCUUCGCCCCCUCACUUCCUCUCCCGCUCCCCCCCCUGCUCCCCUUCACCUGCAGCGAUGCCCCAGAGCUGCGAUGCCCCAGAGCUGGUGGGUCUACUCUCGGACCUCAAGACAACUCUCAAGGAGCUCAACACCAAAGUGCUGCCGCUGCUGCAGCAGGUGCGGGAGGGAGAGUAUGCAACAGAGAACGGAGUGUCCUACCUGGAGGCAAAGCACGGGCUGCUGCUGCACUACUGCUGCUGUCUGCUCUUCUUCCUGCUGCUCAGGGCGGAGGGAAAACCAGUCAGGGACCACCCAGUGGUCUCCCGGCUCGUGGAGCUCCGUUUGUUCCUAGAAAAGAUCCGCCCUAUCGACAAGAAACUGCAGUAUCAAAUUGAGAAGCUUCUCAAGCUGGCAUCCUCAGCCAAUCGCAGCGCGACACCUGGCAAGCAGAGGCGGGCUGCUAGGAGCGCGUUUGUGAAGGAACUGGCUGAAGACGUGGAGGGACGACCCAGAGAGGGAGUGGGGGCAAGGAGGCGGGCUGCUAGGAGCGCGUUUGUGAAGGAACUGGCUGAAGACGUGGAGGGACGACCCAGAGAGGUAGGCAGCCACAUUGAGGUGAGGCGGCGGGCUGCUAGGAGCGCGUUUGUGAAGGAACUGGCUGAAGACGUGGAGGGACGACCCAGAGAGAUGCGAGUGGAGGGAGCGUCUACGAUGAUGGUGGAGGGCAAGGAGAUGGAGAGGGAGGUGGAGCGGCUGAGGGAGAGGGCUGCAGCGGAGGAGAGGAUGUUCUCUCGCGUGCCCCUCAACCGCGGGGAGAAGCAGCGCCUCAAGGCGCUCAAGAGGAGCCAGAACAUGCUGGCCGGUAUGCUGGAUGAUUUCGACGAUGAUAUCGCUGGCAUCAUGGCAGCCGGGGAGGAGGGGGGCGCACAGCCCGGCCUCACAGCAGCAGCAGGAGGAGCAGCAGAGCGGGGAGGGAUAGGAGGACUGACGAGUGCUGGGAUGCUGGAGUCGCUGCUGCGGCCUCGCAAGCUGUCAGAGGCGAUUCACGAGGCGGGCAAGAUGACUUCCCUCAGAGGAGCACAGGGCAAGGUGAUUUCAGGAGAUGCUGAUCUCCCCUUGAAGCCGGACCUGGGUGAGCGCCGCCGAGCCUACGAGGCAGGCGUGGUGGCAAAGCAGGUUCGAAAGCGAGGCUCGGAGGACCUAGGGUUUGACCAAGGAGACGAGGAGGAAGGUGGGGAGGGAGAGGGAGGGGAGGAGGACGAGUUUUACGCUGAGGCUCGGAAGAUGCAGGAGGCUCGGCGGUCUGCCAAGGCUGCCAAAUACUCUUCCUCUGGCCGCAUUCCUGAAGCAGAGCCCUCAGUGGACGAGGAUGGGCGCCGGCAAAUCACCUCCCAGAUUGAGAGGAAUCGCGGCCUGACAGCACACCGCAACAAGGCGGUGAAGAACCCUCGCAAGAAGUACAAGCUCAAGCAUGCGAAUGCUGUGGUUCGGCGCAAGGGCCAGGUGCGAGACGUCAAGCAUGAAACUGCUCCUUACGGUGGCGAAUCUACUGGUAUCCGGUCCAGCAUCAGUCGCAGGUUGAUUUGGACGGAGGGAGGUUCCGAGCAGCUCGGUGCGCUGCUUGAAGGAGGGAGCGUUUACCGAGAGAGAUUCGUUAUCCGGUGUUACGAAGUUGGCGUUCAUAAGACCGCGUCGAUAGAGACUAUCGCCAAUUUAUUGCAGGAAGUGGGGACCAAUCAUGCUCACAGCGUUGGAUUCUCUAAGGACGGCCUGGCAACCACGCCAGGAAUGCUGAGACAUAGUUUGAUAUGGGCAACAACUCGGAUCCACAUCGAGAUGUACAAGUAUCCCACCUGGGGAGACGUCGUUGAAAUUGACACGUGGUGUCAGUUAGAGUCAAACAUAUUGACACGGCGAGACUGGAUUAUUCGGCUGUCAAAAUCCGGUGACGUCAUUGGUCGAGGCACUAGUUCCUGGGUGAUGAUGAACUCCAACACACGUCGGUUGGCUCGAAUUCCGUCUGAUGUGUGGGACGAAAUCAUUGUUCACUGCCCUAAUCCUUCCCUCUAUGCUCUUCCCCCGGACGCGGUGGACAAGUUGCCGAAGCUCAAAGAGCCCGCUGACCAUUCUAAAUCGAGUCUCUGUGCCAGAAGAAGUGACUUGGACAUGAAUCAGCAUGUCAACAAUGUUACCUACAUUGCAUGGAUGCUCGAAAGUUUGCCUCAGGAUCUUGUCGACAGCUCGGAGCUGGCUCAAAUAAGCAUUGAGUAUAGGCGAGAAUGCAGUCAGAACGACAUGGUGGAAACACUGGCCAGUCACACAGUGCCUGCCGCCAAACCAGAGGCCAUCAAACAGUGCACCACCACAGAUGGGCUGCUUUUGUCAAAGGAAUCCGAGGAGGCGAAAGGCGUCUGCUUGCUAACGCUGGUGGAGCGGGAGAGCCCUGAAGAGCUUCAGCACUUCUCGCACAUCCUGCGGCUUCAGGACAGCAAGAAAGAGAUCAAUAAGGGUCAUACAGUUUGGCGCAAGAGGAGAUAA
Closterium sp. Yama58-4 is the source of this 8061-nucleotide messenger RNA. The record is from the annotation of a GenBank genome assembly. NCBI's taxonomy places the organism in Eukaryota, Viridiplantae, Streptophyta, Zygnematophyceae, Desmidiales, Closteriaceae.